UCUGGUCAUGCCCUGUACUGUCCGCAGUCUCUAGUUAUCCACUGUACUGUCCACAGUCUCUGGUCAUCUCCUGUACUGUCUGCAGUCUCUGAUCAUCUCCUGUACUGUCCGCAGUCUCUGGUCCAUCUCCUGUACUGUGUCCACAGUCUCUGGUCCAUCUCCUGUACUGUGUCCGCAGUCUCUGGUCCAUCUCCUGUAGUAUGUCCGCAGUCUCUGGUCAUCUCCUGUAGUAUGCCCGCAGUCUCUGGUCAUCUCCUGUACUGUGUCCGCAGUCUCUGGUCAUCUCCUGUAGUAUGCCCGCAGUCUCUGGUCAUCUCCUGUAGUAUGCUCGCAGUCUCUGGUCAUCUCCUGUAGUAUGCCCGCAGUCUCUGGUCAUCUCCUGUAGUAUGCCCGCAGUCUCUGGUCAUCUCCUGUAGUAUGCCCGCAGUCUCUGGUCAUCUCCUGUAGUAUGCCCGCAGUCUCUGGUCAUCUCUUGUACUGUGUCCACAGUCUCUGGUCAUCUCCUGUACUGUGUCAGCAGUCUCUGGUCCAUCUCCUGUACUGUGUCCGCAGUCUUUGGUCAUCUCUUGUACUGUCUGCAGUCUCUGA
Molecule: messenger RNA, 588 nt
Organism: Staurois parvus
Lineage: Eukaryota; Metazoa; Chordata; Amphibia; Anura; Ranidae
Source: the annotation of a GenBank genome assembly